AUGCAGAAGCGAACGCGGCUGCGGGUAGCCCUGUGCUUUCUCGCCAUGGGUGGAUGGACAGCGUCGUUCGUCCCGCGGCCGGUGGCAGGGGAGGUCGUCAAGGUCAUGGUGGUGCUGCCUGCAUUCAUUGCAGACCAGGCAAUGGCACAAGAAGCGACGCGACCGCCAACAUCACCCCCAACGGGCUUUCCUGCCUUCAACGUGGAAACCGCCGUCUACACGGCAGGUGUGUCUUUCCUCUCGAUCGUUGGAAGCACCCUGGUGCAGUCGUUCUUCGGCCGCUUCAAUGACAAGAACGACUUACAGUUUCAAGCCCUCGGCAAGCAAGUGGACGACGUCAAGACAAAGCUCGGCAAGUUUGAGGAUAAGUUGGAUGUGGUGAUAGCUUCUGCAUUGAUCUCUGUGGGGGCAGCAGGUUCUUUCUUCCUCUUUAAGCCGUAG
Symbiodinium pilosum is the source of this 441-nucleotide messenger RNA. The record is from the annotation of a GenBank genome assembly. Lineage: Eukaryota; Dinophyceae; Suessiales; Symbiodiniaceae.